This is a messenger RNA of Chanos chanos (milkfish), 690 nucleotides long. RefSeq names its product rho-related GTP-binding protein RhoN-like. Gene Ontology annotation, molecular function: GTPase activity; GTP binding. Gene Ontology annotation, biological process: small GTPase-mediated signal transduction. The record is from RefSeq and is a predicted model, not a curated record. Lineage: Eukaryota; Metazoa; Chordata; Actinopteri; Gonorynchiformes; Chanidae.
AUGGAGACCAAGGGCAGCCGCUGUAAGAUCGUGGUUGUCGGGGACACACAAUGUGGAAAGACGGCUCUGUUGCAUGUAUUCGCCAAGGAUUCCUAUCCAGAGAAUUACGUACCGACGGUCUUCGAAAACUACACGGCCAGUUUUGAAAUCGACAAACAAAGGAUUGAACUCAACAUGUGGGACACUUCAGGUUCAUCAUACUAUGAUAAUGUACGACCCUUGGCGUACCCAGACUCAGAUGCUGUGAUCAUUUGUUUUGAUAUCAGUAGACCUGAAACACUGGACAGUGUGCUGAAAAAGUGGCUUGGAGAGACUCAGGAGUUUUGUCCCAAUGCUAAGGUGGUGCUGGUGGGCUGUAAACUGGACAUGAGAACGGACCUGAACACGCUGAGAGAACUGUCCAAACUCCGACUCAUACCAGUCACACAUGAACAGGGUACAGCUUUGGCAAGGCAGAUUGGGGCAGUGGCGUAUGCCGAAUGCACGUCUAAAUAUUCCGAGAACAGCGUACGCGACGUGUUCCAUGUUACCACGGUAGCAUCUGUCAAACACUUCACCGCCCCCCCCCUCAAGCGAUCCAACUCCCGCCGAGGCCUCAAGCGUGUCUCCCAGCAACCACAGCGCCCAGAGAUACUGGAGCGCCCUCCCGCCAUGCGGAAAGAUCGCGCUAAGAGCUGUGUGCUCAUGUAG